Rotaria sp. Silwood1 is the source of this 663-nucleotide messenger RNA. The record is from the annotation of a GenBank genome assembly. NCBI's taxonomy places the organism in Eukaryota, Metazoa, Rotifera, Eurotatoria, Philodinida, Philodinidae.
AUGUGGAUUGACAACUAUUCUGAUGACGAUGAACAACAAAUUUCAGGUCCAAAAAGUGGUCAAAUAACAGAAAAAAAUCCAAAUAAUGAAAAGAAAGAUAAAUGUAAAUGUUCCAAAGGAUGUUCUAAACGAACAUGUGUUUGUUUCAAAUUUGGUAGUGGAUGUAAUUCAUCAUGUGGUUGUGGAUCAUCUUGUCAAAAUAUGUUCAAUUCUUUGGAAUAUUUCUUUGGUAAUGAAAAAAAAUAUUCAGCUAAUCCAUGUUUUUCAAGUUGGCUUGUGGAAAAUGUUAAAAAUGCUGAUGAAUUAAAACAAAUCGAUCGAAAUCAAUUACAACAGCAUAUUAUGAAAGCUGCUUGUUAUUCUGAUGCAUGUGAAUUUGAUGAUGAUCUUGGAGAAUGGGCAAAAGAAUGGAAACAAAUCAGCAAAGUUAAAAAAUUAAAUCAUAUGCAAAAAUUCUUUCGUAUGCUUUUAUCUAAUGAUCAAUCUAGUUAUUAUUAUUCAUUCUGUCGAGAAGAUUUCGAACAAGAUAAUUGUACAUGGCAUUGCGUUAAAUGUCAAGAAUGCGUAGAUUGGAGAGAAUGGCAUUGUGGAGAAUGUACCUAUGGUUUGACCAUUCCAUGUAGUGGAUGUGGUGGUAGAAGUGAAAUGUCGAAUAUGUGUUAA